Molecule: messenger RNA, 1131 nt
Organism: Macrosiphum euphorbiae (potato aphid)
Lineage: Eukaryota; Metazoa; Arthropoda; Insecta; Hemiptera; Aphididae
Source: the annotation of a GenBank genome assembly
AUGACAUUUGAAGCGAUGGUUCGACUCAAGUUGUCGUGUCUGUUUCUGUGCGUUAUCGGGUUCUCAAUCGUUACACUGCUGUGUUUAUAUCUCCCCGACAAGCAGAUCACGUAUAACAUUGGUGGGUUGUCGGCCCUUAAUGCCAGUAUUUUACCUGGCAGCCAUUCGGUUCAACUGUUUCAAACCAAGAAAAAUGAAGAAGUGGUAAUAGCUGCCGUGAUUUGUGGAAAUCGUACGUCCCAAGCAUUAGUUAUGAUUAAAUCAGCAAUUGUCUUUCGAGGUAAUUCAGAUUUGAGAAUUGUAGUUAUUGCUGAAAAAAACAUUCAACAAGAAUUUGAUGAAACUUUACGAGAUUGGAGACUAUUGACUAAUGAUUCAUUUUCGUACGAGAUACAUAGCAUUAUCUUUCCUAAAGAACACUCCGAUGAAUGGAGAAAACUAUUUCAGCCGUGUGCAUCUGAACGUCUUUUUUUGCCAACGGUUUUAAAACAUUUAGACUCAAUUCUCUAUGUAGACACCGAUACCUUAUUCUUAAGCAGCAUUGAAGAUGUAUGGAAACAUUUUUCUCAAAUGAAUUCUUCCCAGUUGGCUGCUAUGGUACCUGAACAUGAAGACAUGAAUGUCGGGUGGUACAAUAGAUUUGCCAAUCAUCCAUAUUAUGGAAAAUUAGGAUUGAAUUCUGGUGUCAUGUUAAUGAAUCUCACCCGUAUGAGAGAAUUUGAUUGGAUAAGUCGGCUGGCACCUGUUUUGGAAAAAUAUAGACUAUACCUUACUUGGGGAGAUCAAGAUAUUAUAAAUGUAAUUUUUCACGAUCAUCCAGAUAAGGUUUAUGUAUAUCCGUGUCGAUAUAAUUAUCGUUCUGAUCAUUGUAUGUAUAUGAGCAACUGCAAGUCAGCUGAAGAGGAUGGAGUGGCAGUACUUCAUGGAUCUCGUUCUACAUUUCAGACUAACAAACAGCCUGCAUUCCGAGCAUUAUUUAAUGCCAUGUCCCAAUAUCAACUCGGAAGUGAUCCAGUUAAAUACCUAUUGGAGGAAUCUGCCAGUCUACUGAAUGAGACUACAUCAACCAACUGUGGACGUCUUGCUCCCAUAUUUACACACAAUAUGAGACUCAUGUUUCAAACAGUAUGA